This is a messenger RNA of Tarenaya hassleriana, 903 nucleotides long. RefSeq names its product protein SPEAR1. The transcript has 5 exons. Gene Ontology annotation, molecular function: DNA-binding transcription factor activity. NCBI's taxonomy places the organism in Eukaryota, Viridiplantae, Streptophyta, Magnoliopsida, Brassicales, Cleomaceae. The coding region runs from base 136 to 684 and encodes 182 amino acids. The record is from RefSeq and is a predicted model, not a curated record.
UGUCUCUCUCUCUCUCUCUGUCCAGUUGUUGACUUUCUCUCUCUAGUUCUUGGUUCUUGAUUUUCCGGUGUACCGGAGAAGAGAAGACAAGACAAAGAACUUUAAAAAAAAGGAAAAGAAAAGACAAAGGAGAUCAUGGGGAGUAGUUUCUUGGGGAGACCGAACAUGGGGGGAGGUUCUUCGUCGAGUAAGAAGGGGAAGAAGAACGGUUCUUCAUCGGAGAAGCCGAAGCAGCCACAGAGAGGGCUCGGAGUUGCCCAGUUGGAGAAGAUCAGAUUACACGGCGAGAUUAGUCCCGACAGCUUCAGUAGUUACCCUUCUUUUCACCACUCCCCUUACCCUUCCUCUUUCAACCAGGAGGAUGGGAGGACGAUGAAAGGAGGAUAUUCAUCACCAUCAUCGGCUCCUUAUGGUUUCCAUCCAAGCAUGAUGAUGGGUUUAAGUGAACACGAAAGAGCAUCCAUGAGGUACUCAGACUCUCAGCCUCAUGCACCAGCAAGUUGGAACCCUAACUACGGCGAUCUAGACAGCCAACACUUUGCUCAGCCAAACAUCACUAGACACUUCCUACCUGAGGAUCCGAGCUCAAUAACACGAAGAAGUAAAUCGAUGGGAUCGAGCAGCCAAAAUUCGGGAUCGAGUGACAAACAAGAGCUAGAUUUGGAGCUGAGAUUGUCAAUUUAACUGUAAUUUGGUCUCUCAUAAAUCAGAAGCCAUGGAUUAUUAUACUUAUGGCUGUUGUUAUAUAUGCUUCAAGCAGAUUUAGCAAACGACUGGUGUUUUGACUGGGGGGUUAUCUGUGCACAUUUAAAAGAAAGGGUAAAAAAGCAAUAUAUUUGUAAAACAUGGGGCAGAAAUGUUAGAUUUGGGAAAUUGGGCUGAUCGAAGUGAAGUUGUUGUCUC